Messenger RNA from Lindgomyces ingoldianus, 828 nucleotides. RefSeq lists its product as uncharacterized. NCBI's taxonomy places the organism in Eukaryota, Fungi, Ascomycota, Dothideomycetes, Pleosporales, Lindgomycetaceae. The record is from RefSeq and is a predicted model, not a curated record. The transcript is spliced from 2 exons. Bases 1 to 828 code for a protein of 275 amino acids.
AUGACUGCUUCCUCCUCAGCCUUGAAUCAGCAGUUUUCCACCAAAAUUUCCGAAAUGACCGUUGAGGCUUACACAAGCAUCAGAUUCCUUCUCUUCUACAUCUCCUACAUCAACUACUCAUACAUCCCAUACGGCUACGUUUGCAUAGUUCCAGAGACUCGUUUGAUACCAGUUACGGACUUGCACAAUUGGCUCCUACAAUCAAUCGACCACCUCGGGAAUCCAGUUGAAACGAGCGAUUCGAAGAAUUCGACGUUCGCCACGUCCCCUUGUGUUCCUCUGGACAAAGUUGAAAAGCGCAAGCUCAACGUCACCGCAACCAGGAGAGACACUUCCACGCUCCGCGGGUACAUCUCCGGGGUCAGAAAUUGGAACACAGCGCAAGGUGAUCCUACUAUUCGUUCUAAGUAUCUCAACACGUCCAGACUCGUAGUUAGGGGCCCCAAGUUAGCGAGAAAGAAUUUCAAUUGGAUAUUGGAAAAGCAUUCAGGCUUUAUUGCCGAGCUAACUAAUCGUAACACCAAUACGACUGACGGGCGCUUCGUCGAAGGAACUAGUCUGGGCGGCGACACGGGCUCACGCAUCGGCCUCAUUGUCAAGCCAUCCAAUCGACACCCUGGUCAGGCCCAACAAACCAUUGCGAACGACCAUACCAAUAAUCGCAAUAUCGAUAUCCUGCUCAACGCCGUUGCAAGUGCUAUCCAGUUCGGUCGAGUCCACGGACAACAUACCGGGAGUCCUAUACACUCGCUCGCCGGUAUUCACUUCACUGACAAACACCUUUGCCCCACGACGCACAUGACUUCUCUUGUUUCCCCAGUUUGCUAG